Microthlaspi erraticum is the source of this 1221-nucleotide messenger RNA. The record is from the annotation of a GenBank genome assembly. Lineage: Eukaryota; Viridiplantae; Streptophyta; Magnoliopsida; Brassicales; Brassicaceae.
AUGGGAACUUACCUAGGACUUCCUGAAAAUAUUAGCGGCUCCAAGAAAAAAAUGUUUACGUUUAUCCAUGACCGACUAAGUAAACGCAUUAACUCUUGGUCGGCUAGGCUCCUAUCAAAAGGAGGAAAAGAUGUUAUGAUUAAGUCUGUGGCACAAGCCCUGCCAACUUAUGUAAUGUCAUGUUUUCUUCUCCCCCAAGAAACCAUCAAGAAACUACAAGGUGCGAUUUCCAAGUUCUGGUGGAGCUCAAAACAAAACAAUAGAGGCUUACAUUGGAUUGCAUGGGAAAAGAUUUGUGUGCCUAUGGAAGAAGGUGGUUUGGGAUUCCGGGACUUAAAAAAUUUCAAUCUCGCACUGCUUGCGAAGCAAUUAUGGAGAAUAUUCCAUUAUCCCUCAUCUUUUCUCGCGAGAAUCCUAAAAGGACGUUACUUCUGGCUUUCAAACCCGCUUGAUGUUAAGAAAGUCAACUCCCCAUCCUAUGGUUGGAAAAGUAUGAUGGCGGCAAGAGAACUCCUUGUCUCAGGACUAAGAAGAGCGAUAGGGUCGGGGGCUAACACAGCUGUGUGGCGAGACCCGUGGAUACCGGACAGCAAACCGAGGCCACCAACUAAGCGUGGAACCUUCCAAGAUCCAUAUCUCCUAGUCUACCAUCUCAUUAAUCAAGAAACAAAAGAAUGGAAACUUGAAACUCUAAGACAAUUGUUCACAGAGGAGGAUGUACGCUGGAUCCAAGGGAUACGACCAUCACGAGUCCCCACAACUGACCGUCUGGUAUGGGCCUAUACAAAGUCGGGGGUCUAUACAGUCAAAUCCGGUUAUGAUCUUGCCAUGAGUAAGACGGAAGUGAUCACAGGCCAAGUCCUAGAGCCAAGUACUACCGUACUGAAACGAAGGGCAUGGAAAACGAGGACGACAAAAAAGCUCAAGCACUUUCUAUGGCAAUGCAUCACGGGAUGUAUCGCUGUCCGGGACAUACUAGUAGAUCGGCAUUGUGGUACAGAAAGAUCAUGCCCUCGCUGUGGGGCAGAGGCGGAAACCGUUAACCAUUUAAUUUUCACAUGCCCAGCUGCCACUCGGGUAUGGGAAAGCUCCGAUAUUCCAACCUCUCCGGGCGUUUUCCCGUGUACCUCUCUUUUCAGUAAUUUUGAUUACCUUAUGUGGCGUGCACCAGACGCUGGAGUUCAUGAACAGGCCCUCGCGAAGUAUCCAUGGAUGAUAUGA